AUGCUCUUUCUUCUUUGCAUGGAGAUGGUUUUCGUCGUUGUUUUCCUAACCAUCAUGCUUGCACGAUAUAAAUGUAAGUGUGCAACCUGAAAUUAAACAUUUGUGCUCAAAAAAAACCAUUAAAAACUCACCAAAAACCCUUUUUUCGACAAAAAACGAGCAAAACUGCAAAAAACGAAAAAAAAAAGAAAAAGAUGACUGGCUGGCUGGCUGGCCUAGAAACCGACUCGGCCAUUUUUGCCAAAAAUCAAUAAAUGAUCAAUAAAUUUAAUAUUUUCAGGCCAGCUCUUUGAAGUUCGUGAGGAAAAUGAAAGGAACGAGAUGCGAAGAAGAGAGUUGGCAUGGACGAAUUCAGAAAUUGUCGAAACUUCGGUAAAAUCAUUGAGAUCUGGCUGAAAUUCCUAUUUUUACUGAAAAUAAAUUCGAAACUGCAAAUUCACGCCGAGAAACCCGCUGAAUUUCGAGGAAAAAGCAAAACAUUGAGAAAAAUAUUUGAAAUGAAUGUUUGGUGGGUGACCACGCCCCUUUUUGCCGGCUGCGGCGCGAUUUUUUGCAACUCGUGCACACUUUUUCAUUAAUAAUUUUGUUUUCAAUGAAAAAUCGAAUCUUUAUAUCAACAAAAACACCACGAAAUUCAAAAAAAUCCCAAAAUUUCUCGAAAAACUAAUCUCUUUCACAUCCUUGAUUUCAGAUCUCAAAAUCCCGUGCAAUUUUAAUUUUUUAGGCGGCAAAACGCGUUGCACUCGAUUACAGUAGUUUGAUGCGCAUACACAGUACUCCGCCUGAACAGAAUAGGCGGGAAAAGUGGAGAGACGAAUUGUGCGGGUCUCGCAACGAUUUGGGGCGGAGCCGGUGAAAUCGAGGUCUUCGGGGAGCAGUUGAGAUGAGCAACCGUAGGCUAUGCCUGGAAAUUGAGAUUUUGGAGGUUUUUCAGAGGCCCUGGGAUACUGUAGAUCAAAAAACAUCGCGUUGAAUAAUAGCCUAGGCAAAAAAUGGUGUGAUUUUUGACACCUGUCAAAAAUCUUGUCUCAAAUUCUUAUAUGAGAAGUCGAAAAUCACACCAUAUUUCCCCUACUUUUAGUGCAUUUUUAAUUGUUAUUAAAAUUUUAACAACCUCAUAAAAGCCCUCAAUAAAUAAUCCCCAAAUUCGCCGAAAAAAAUCAUGAAAAUCAUGAAAAUUCCCAUAUUUUUGCUCCUAAUUUUCCUCCAAUUUUGCUCCACUGAAAAAUUGUGCGCUGAUAAAACCUAUCAAUUUUUCGAGCGAACUGCUAGCUCAAAAAAUCGUCAAACUUCUGGAUGGUGUCUGAAAAUCGUCUAUAAUUCGGCGGAUUUGACGCUAAAAAUGGCGCGAGAAUUGUGUGCACAAGAUGGAGCUGUGAUUUCGAAUUUUGAGAAUAGUUAUGAGUCGAAUCAAGUUAUUAGUGGGUUUUUUUGGAUAAGCCUAGGCUUAGGCCUAAAGUUAGGCCUAAACCUAGGCUUAUCUAGAUUCAUUGUGCUCCAAAUUUCAAGUAAAAUUCCAGAAUCCCACCCGGAAACCCAAAAACCCGGUCAAUUAAUUCGAAUCGACGGCUAUCGCAAAUUCAAAUGCUAUUCCGAUCAACCAACAUUCAAAGAUCCAGAUUGUCAAGGAUACAAGGUACUGUAGCUACAGUACUUCCUAAGAGUACUGUUACAGUAACCCAAUACCUACAGUCUCGUUUUCCAGGCUUUCCAAAAUUUCUCGAAUCACAACACGGAUCCAACUUUCACUCUCAACAAUUUCAAUGAGGGAUAUCCAGAUUAUCUCCGUAAACCGCCAGAGUAAGCUUGGGUUACUGUAUAUUUAGUACUGUAGCUACAGUUUCCUAUUUUCCAGCGAUUUGGCCGAUCACUGUUUGAUGAUAAUUUCGACAAAUCAAAAAAUCUACGACAUGUCGUGCGUCUCAAAUACACACUACAACAGACCAUACCGCGCGGUAUUGUGCGGAAAACGCGCGGAAAAUUGA
Messenger RNA from Caenorhabditis angaria, 1985 nucleotides. Lineage: Eukaryota; Metazoa; Nematoda; Chromadorea; Rhabditida; Rhabditidae. The record is from the annotation of a GenBank genome assembly.